Molecule: messenger RNA, 1606 nt
Organism: Salvelinus namaycush (lake trout)
Lineage: Eukaryota; Metazoa; Chordata; Actinopteri; Salmoniformes; Salmonidae
Product: intercellular adhesion molecule 1-like
Exons: 10
Coding region: 125-1075 (316 amino acids)
Biological process (GO): cell-cell adhesion; regulation of monoatomic ion transport
Cellular component (GO): membrane
Molecular function (GO): ion channel regulator activity; integrin binding
Source: RefSeq, a predicted model, not a curated record
AGGAAGUCAUGAGCAGAAGGGUGUGGUCGACUGACGGUUCUUAAUGGUUCCUGACUGACACACAGAGGAAAGAGACCGUGGAUGCUGCUCUGGAACGAGCUCUGGAACUACGCGACAUCUCAGGAUGGACACCAAGAUUCAGCUGAGCUGGACGGCAGUAUGUCUGUUUCUCACACUACCAGGUGCGCCUACACAUGCCUCCUGUCCUGUUGAGCUCAACCCUCCCAGAGUAGUGGUGAGAUAUGGGGACUCCAUCUCAGUCAACUGCACAUCAUCCACAGACCCCGAGGGGAUGGGGUGGGAGGCCACGUUCGGAGGUACAGGUUUGAAUGAAAAUGUCAACUUUGUCACCUGGACUGUGAGAAGCCUCAUGGACUGGACAAUAGAACCUAAAUGCUACGUCAAUCCACAAAAUGGAAGUCAGUGUAAUGAGAUUCUCCCUGUCAUUCUCUACAAGACUCCAGACAGCGUGUCUAUCUCUCCUCUGAGCCACUCUGGUCCAAUGAUGGAGGGGAAGAAGUACCAGCUGCAGUGUGACAUCCAGAACAUCGCUCCUCUACAGAACCUGGUUGUGAGGUGGUACAAAGGGAAUGAAACUAUAGAGACUCAAAGGUUUAAUGACUCCACAAAGAAACCAGUGAAUAUGUCCUCCACCCUCACCAUCACCCACAGAAGAUAUGAGGGUGAAGUGGAGUACAAAUGUGAGGCAGAGCUGGACCUGGGACCAGAGGGACCAAAACCUUCUGCCUUGUCAUCAAAACCUCUUAAUGUUACUGUUUACUCUCACACAAACACGUUAACAACACCCACGGCUAAGUCCUUAACCACCGCAGUGACACCAUCUCCAACCACCUCUGAAAAUACCAUCAAGAGAACCAUCGCUCUUCUUGUUGCCUGGGAUGCAAAGUGGGAUGAACCAUUCAAUUAUGACUACUACUUCCUCCGUGUUGUUGGUCUGUCUAUGGCUGCAGCGCUCUUCAUCCUGGGUAUUAUGGUCAUUAGCUGUGGUAAAGUAUGCCGGAUGCCUAGGUGUCAUGUGGGCACAGGGAAGUCGUACCAAGUGGCCAGAGAGUAGUGAGGGGACAAACGUGUUACUGAGGGGCCUCAAGACACCAAAAGAGUUCAUCAGAGGGACAUGGAGAAACAACACUGAUACAACAGACCUUAUCGACCAUGUGCGUAUGUGUGUGUGAAAACGUUGUUGGACAAAACUCUGUCUCUCAUUUCAGAGAUAAGAACGUGAGAUGUGUUUUAUGUGCCUUUCCCACAGACUACAAGUGAGACUCACUCAACAUUAUGAAAUUACCCCUCCCUCACUCUUCUAAAGACUUACCUGUGGUUUUGAAUGCAAGUUUUAUUAAACUUUGGCAAUCAUGUUUCUAUGUAUAUUUUCAAAUGCUUACAAAAUGUUACAGAAUACAUACUGUUACGUAGCUCAGAGGCGCCCCCAAGAGCACUGGAAGAGGUACUGAUCCUUUUCUCUCUGAUAUCCCAGAGAUGGAAAUUUCAUGCCUAGCUUUUCACAGAUUUUCAUGUAGAUUUUAUCUGUAGAUUUGUCACCAACGUGGAUGACAUUUUCUCUAAUAAAUCACAUACAUGUCCUGUU